Molecule: messenger RNA, 1193 nt
Organism: Lotus japonicus
Lineage: Eukaryota; Viridiplantae; Streptophyta; Magnoliopsida; Fabales; Fabaceae
Exons: 2
Coding region: 236-808 (190 amino acids)
Source: RefSeq, a predicted model, not a curated record
UUUAUUAUGCUGUAAUUGAAUAGUUUAAAAUGGUGGAAGGAUUAAUUAUAAUAGUGUAUGUACUGUUUUGCUCAUAACUGCUACUUUUUAUAUUGUGGUAGUGGUAAUGUUGUCCCAAAUUGAAGUUUCUCUAUUGUCAUUAAAUUGGGAGAAAAAAGUUAGACUUUGUAGCUGACCACUCUUUCCUGUUCUUGAUCAGAGAAGGCCUGUGGUGGGCAUCAGCUCAGUACCAGCUAUGCUGCUCAAGGAUCUGCGUCGGCGUGUGACGCCUCUCUCCGAGAAUGAAGAUUUGAUGUUUUUAGGCCUUUCGAGGGGGUGCCCACCAUCUCCAAGGUUACCUUCAUCCGUGCUCUUCCCUGAAAUUUCCCAUGUUGAUUGCAGGUUUGAUAUUCGUGGCUGCGAAGGUUGGAAGGCUCGAAGCCCUUCAGGCUUGUCUUGCGUCAAUCCCUUUUCUGUCGCCUUGAGGGUUCCCAGUGAUCAUGAGUUUGUGGAGGGGCUUGCAGACCCUCCUUCUAAGGUUUCUCCUACGUUACCCCGGGAUAAGCUGCUGACCCCUAGGGUUAGGGGAAGACCAAAGAAAGUUGAGAAUAGAGGAAGGAAGAGAAAGACUCCUACUGAGAGCUCUAAUGGGAUGACAAUAGCGGAUGGAAUAGCUGUUGAUUCUGGUUCGAGAGGGAAGGAGCUGAUGGUCUUGCCGAAGGAGUUCUCAGAGCCUUAUGGCGUUCUUACUAGGGCGAGAAGUAAGCUUCUAAUGGGGAAGCGUUGUGGUAUGAAGUAUGACUGCACAGAUGACACUGCACUUUACUAGAUGGCGGCCCAGAUCAAUGCAUGCAGAUCUCCUUUGGGGAACUGAGGUAGUUUUUUGGUUGGUGGUUGUUUUAUUGAGGGGCUUUUGGGCUUGUGGAUGUUUAGGAUUUUUGGGGGUUUUUCUGUAGGCUGGGGGUUUUAUCGUUUCCUUUUCCUCUUGGAUUUUUCUGGGUUGGUGUUUGUUCUUUCUUGGCGGGGUUGUCAUUAGUGUUAUUGGCUUUUUGAUGUCUUUUGAGGAGGCUUGUAUAUAGGCUUGUAUAUCCUGGAUAUUUCCCUCAGUUAUAAUGAUAUUUUGCUUUUGGAAAAAAAAAUAGUUACUUUACAAACAUCAGUGCUCUAAAUUAUGCAAAAGGAUAUCAGGUUGUGAUUUAGAAUGGUGGAUUCUA